Molecule: messenger RNA, 865 nt
Organism: Sesamum indicum (sesame)
Lineage: Eukaryota; Viridiplantae; Streptophyta; Magnoliopsida; Lamiales; Pedaliaceae
Product: protein P21
Source: RefSeq, a predicted model, not a curated record
UCAAUCACACACACACACACACACUGUCCAAAAUGAAUUUCCCCAAAGCCAUCACUCUGUUUCUCCUCCCCGUCUUCUUCCUCCAGACCCAUGCUAUCAUCUUCAACAUCCAGAACAACUGCCCCUACACCCUCUGGCCCGCCGCCGUCCCCGGAGGAGGCCGCCGCCUCGACCCCGGCCAAACCUGGACCAUCGGCUUUCCCAACGGCCCAAAACUAGCCAAAAUCUGGGCCCGAACCAACUGCACAUUCGACGCAUCCGGCCGGGGCAGCUGCCUGACGGGAGACUGCAACGGGCAGCUCCGGUGCGAAUCCUACGGGUCCGCGCCCCACACCGUUGCCGAAUACGGGCUCAACUCAUUCGGGCAUAAGGACUACUACGACAUCUCUGUUCUCGAAGGGUUCAACGUGCCGAUGGAAUUCAGGCCCACCACAAACGGGUGCACCCGACCCAUCAGAUGCUCAGCGGAUAUCACCGGAGAGUGCCCCAACGAGCUGAAAACCCCCGGCGGGUGCCACAACCCCUGCACGGUGUACAAAACGACGCAGUACUGCUGCCACUCGGGGCCGUGCCGGCCGACGAAUUUGUCGAGAUUCUUCAAGCUGAGGUGCAGGGACGUGUUCACGUAUCCGGAGGAUGAUCCGACUAGCACUUUCACUUGCCCGCCGGGUACUAGUUACAGAGUCGUGUUCUGCCCUUAGAGCUGUUAUUUUAUCUCACUUAUUUUCAUAAUUUUGGACCGUAUUUGUAUAAUAAUAAGCUUUUGUACAUCACGUAUAUACGGUGAUGUGCGUUUGAUUUUUGCAAGAUAUUCAUCUUCUGUGUUAUUAAUUGGAUCUUUACAAUAGUUUACUUUAAAUGACUA